Anopheles merus is the source of this 1505-nucleotide messenger RNA. It is a transcript of the gene Tmem43, whose product is annotated as transmembrane protein 43 homolog. The transcript is spliced from 3 exons. Bases 98 to 1225 code for a protein of 375 amino acids. The record is from RefSeq and is a predicted model, not a curated record. NCBI's taxonomy places the organism in Eukaryota, Metazoa, Arthropoda, Insecta, Diptera, Culicidae. Gene Ontology annotation, cellular component: nuclear inner membrane. Gene Ontology annotation, biological process: nuclear membrane organization.
UAAACAACAUACCGGUGAAAAGUUGGGCGAUUACGCCUUCCAUGCAACGCCUUUUCUGCAGUUCCGUGGUGAAAAGCAGAAAAAUACUCUGCUUAAGAUGAGAUUCACAGAUGCGCUCAAAUCCUGCUGGGUAGCAACACUGUUCGGUGCCGUGCUGCUACUAGCCGGCUCCACCAUCCUCAUCUGGAACGAGGGUCGAACGAUUCGUAUUCUUUUGUCGUUAGAUGAGGCCCUGAACGAUGCAGUCACAGUGCGAGCCGAUGAGCCGUACGAAAAACAAUACGAAGGACGCUUGAUUCAUCUCAAUGGUGCGCUGUCGACGGGUGAGCCGCUUACCGAACCGGACUACAACAUCCAGGUGCAGGCGGUGAAGCUGAAAAGACGCGUCCAGAUGUACCAGUGGGUCGAGGAAACAGUGGAAAACCGGUUCGGUGAAUCCGUCGCGACGGUCGAGACGGAGGACAGAUCGUACUUCUACAACAGAGAGUGGCGCGACGAACUGAUCGACUCUCGCAGCUUCUACAUACGCACCGGGCACCAUAAUCCCACCUCCUUUCCGAUCGACUCCACCGUCCAUCUGUCCGAGCACGUGCACGUCGGCCCCUAUGAGCUGGGGGCCGUAGCGAAGGAACGCUUCAAAACCUUCCAAGAGGUCACAUCCGACACGCGACCGGAAGACCCAUCGGUCAGGAUGCACUCGGGGCUGUACUAUCACUGUAACGACAUUUGGAACCCGGAAAUCGGUGACAUACGGAUACAGUUUGCGUACGCCGGGCUGGAAGGCUCGUACGUGACCGUGGUGGGGAAGCUGGAAAACGGUAAAAUAAUACCGUACGAAUCGACGCACUUCCGCAAGGUGCUGCUGCUCGAACCGGGCGAGCACAAUCUGCACGAAAUCUUCCGCUUCGAGCACCAGCAGCAACGGAUGAACACGUGGGGCAUACGGUUCAUUGGCUGGAUGUUGCUGUUUUUCGCCACCAUUUGCAGUGCCACGAUCAUGCAGCAUCUUGCCAGGGAGCACCGGCUCGUGCGGCUAUUCCUGCCCGACACUAACUUUACCCUGUCGACCAACAUCAUGAUGUCGUUUUCGGUGGCGCUGGUGAUUGUUUCGAUUGCGUGGAUCGUGCAUCGGCCGUGGCUGGGCGGCGGAUUGCUGUUUGCGGCCAUGUCACCGUUCCUGUACUGUGCACGCGGUAUUAUGGGCAGCUAUCAGCGGAUGGAUUGAGGCGUGAGGAUGAGAAACGAUUUUAACUAGCGUGAAAUAUGGAUGUAAGUUUUAACCAAAUCAUGUUGUAAACUGGUUUCUUUGUUUUGUGAUACAAUAACCUGAUUUUGUCAUUGGAGUGUCGAGUGUGCGUUCUUUGAGUUAGUGUUUUAAAAUGAACACUUAUUCCUUAAAUAAAUUGUAAUAAAUAAUAUGUUUUUUUUUUUAAAGAAAUCAAACUUCAAUUGUUACUUAUAAGUAAAUGAGUGAAGGAGCAUCAAUACUCACAUGUUUAAGACAA